Molecule: messenger RNA, 1114 nt
Organism: Quercus lobata
Lineage: Eukaryota; Viridiplantae; Streptophyta; Magnoliopsida; Fagales; Fagaceae
Product: F-box/kelch-repeat protein At1g57790-like
Exons: 2
Coding region: 189-1100 (303 amino acids)
Molecular function (GO): protein binding
Source: RefSeq, a predicted model, not a curated record
GUUGAUGGUUUCUUUGGGUGUUCUUUUUCAGAGUCUAUCUUGUACUUUCUAAGAUGGGACUCUGUUUUGCAAAAGCAUAAAGAGAACCUAGUUUCGCUAGCAAUGGCAAAGUAACAGCAAGACAACUUGGUAUUCUCGGAGUCGAAGAAAGUAGUGUGACCUCUUCAAAAAAAAGAAAAGAAAGUGGUAUGACAGGACUUUGGUCUGGUCUUCCUGCAGAGCUUCUAUCAUUAAUUGUGGAUCGAUUAGGCCUAAUUGAGCUUCUGAGUUUUCAUGGUGUAUGUAAGGCUUGGAGAGCUGCUGCAUCCACAGCUUUAUCUAAGAUUGAAGCCUCAGCCAAUCGUAAACCCUGGUUUCUAAUCUAUGGUGAAAACUCACAAUGCCAUUUGUAUGAUGAAUCUGGAAGAAGGUACACUACUAGCAUCCCAGAAUUGGAUGGAGCAACUUGCAUUGCAUCACACCAAGGAUGGAUUCUUGUAUUUCAAGGAGGCCCAAUGUUCUUCUACUGCCCAUUCUCUCAUGCAAAAAUAGAUAUUCCUACGUUUCCCCUUUCGGUACUCUCUAACCAUGCUGCAGCAUUUUCAUCUCCUCCCACCACUCUUGAAUGCAUUGUUGCUGUCAUGCAUCGUGACAUUAUGUCUGGAUUCUCGCUGUAUGUUCUUCAACGUGGAGCUAAUGCAUGGGCUAAGUGUGAACUCAUUCAAUUUUAUAAUGUAAGGGAAUUAGGUAGUGCUAUAUAUGGGAAUCAAAAUUUCUAUUUUUUUGACAAAAUAAACAAAUUAAUUACCUUCUCUGUCAAGGACAAAACCUGUGUACAGCACACUCUACUUAAGAAUGAGAAUUCAACCACCAUAAAGCAUCUCCCAUAUGUUCGUAGUAAGAGUCAUUUUGUGAGAAGAAACAUGAAGAAGAAAUUGGGGCUGGGUGAAGAUGUUUCAAUUUCUAUCUGUGGAACAGUGGUACAGAAUGAUAGCACUGACAUUAUUAUAUGUAAUGAGGAAGUUGAGUCUGCUGAAGAAUUUGAAAGCUGUUACCUCAAAGGGGUAUGGAUCCAACCAAGAUUUUUUCACCUCUCUCCAAAUCAGAGCUGGUCAUUUUGAGGGCUGAUUUCUUC